Molecule: messenger RNA, 2189 nt
Organism: Opisthocomus hoazin
Lineage: Eukaryota; Metazoa; Chordata; Aves; Opisthocomiformes; Opisthocomidae
Source: RefSeq, a predicted model, not a curated record
GAAGUCUACAAAUAGAAGAGCUCCAUCAGGGUGAACUGAAGUUAUCCUAAGGAAAAAUUUCAUUGCAUGGAUUGUGUAAACUCACUGAGACUGAAGUAAAGCUGGAAAGGAAUCUACAAGUGAAUAAAACAAGAAGUUUGGAAUUGGAUUUGGGGAAUCUGGGCUUGGAAAUGCCUCAGCCCAGUGUGAGUGGAAUGGACCCUCCUUUUGGGGACGCCUUUCGGAGCCAUGUGUUUUCAGAGCAGACUCUGAUGAGCACGGAUCUCUUGGCAAGCAGCUCAGAUCCAGACUUUAUGUAUGAACUGGACAGAGAAAUGGACUAUCAGCAAAGCUCCAGAGACAACUUACUUUUAAUGGAAGACUGCAAAGACCUUGAGAACUUGGAGUCUUUUACAGACAUCCUGGACAAAGAAGCUGCGCUCACCUCGAAGUGGGAGCAGUGGGAUACCUACUGUGAAGACUUAACUAAGUACACUAAAUUAACCAGCUGUGACAUCUGGGGAACAAAAGAGGUGGAUUACCUGGGCCUUGAUGACUUUUCAAGCCCAUACCAAGAUGAAGAGGUGAUAAGCAAAACACCGACACUGGCUCAGCUUAACAGUGAGGACUCCCAACCUGUUUCUGAUUCACUCUAUUACCCUGAUUUGCUCUUCAGUGUAAAACAAAACCCUUUAAAUUCUUUGUUACCUGGCAAAAAAAUUGCAACCAGAGCAGCAGCCCCAGUCUGUUCGUCCAAGAACGUUCAGGCUGAGGCACCUUUGUCGGACUGUGUUCAGAAGGCAAGCAAACCUGCAACUCAGCCUGCUUCCAGUACACAAAUCAUGGUGAAGACAAAUGUGUACAAUACUGAAAAAGUGAACAUUCAUGUUGAAUGUAAAGACUAUGUUAAAAAGGCAAAAGUAAAGAUCAAUCCUUUACCACAGAGCAGACCAGUGCUGAGCCAGACGCAUGCUGAUGCAGCAAAGGAAAACACCUGCUACUGUGGUACUGUAGCAAAGAGACAGGAAAGAAAAGGAAUAGAGUCCCCUCAUGGUCACAGUACGCCUCCUGUUUUGCCUUUUAAAGAGACUCAAGAACUGCUCGUCAGUCCACCCCAGGAAACCCCAGGGCUCACUGUGGGGGAGAGCAGUCUUUCUGCCAGCACAUCAGUGUCAGAUUCUUCACAGAAGAAAGAAGAGCACAACUAUUCUCUUUUUGUAACAGACAGUUUGGGUGAACAGUCAGCCAAAGGAGACCCCGAGGAAGAUGAGGAUGAUGAGGACGAUAUUGAAGAUGAGGACCACGAUGAAGGAUUUGGCAGUGAGCACGAGCUGUCUGAAAAUGAUGAUGAGGAAGAAGAUUAUGAGGAUGAUAAAGAUGACGACAUCAGCGAUACUUUCUCAGAACCAGCAGUAUCACUUAGUGGGUCUUCAAAGGAUACUGAAUUCUUCUCUUCUGCAUGUAGAAAUGGAGCCUUAACAACAGAAAUAAGAACUAACCUUCACCUAGAAGGGUAUGAAAAUGAUUCUGUGGAGGAUUUAAAAGAAAUGACUGCAAUAUCCUCUCGGAAAAGAGGCAAGCGGAGAUACUUCUGGGAGUACAGUGAGCAACUAACACCAUCGCAACAAGAAAGAAUGCUGAGGCCAUCCGAGUGGAAUCGAGAUACGUUACCGAGUAACAUGUAUCAGAAGAAUGGUCUCCAUCACGGAAAAUAUGCAGCAAAGAAGUCACGGAGGACUGAUGUAGAAGACCUGACUCCCAACCCCAGAAAACUUCUCCAGAUUGGUAAUGAGCUGAGGAAGCUGAACAAGGUGAUCAGUGACCUGACGCCAGUCAGUGAACUUCCCUUAACUGCCCGACCGAGGUCAAGAAAAGAAAAGAACAAGCUGGCUUCCAGGGCUUGUAGACUAAAAAAGAAAGCCCAGUAUGAAGCCAAUAAAGUAAAACUCUGGGGUCUCAACACGGAAUAUGAUAAUUUACUGUUUGUGAUAAACUCCAUUAAACAAGAAAUAGUUAAUCGGGUGCAGGUACCUAAAGAUGAUAGAGGAGUCAACAUGGAACAAAAGUUGAACGUACUUAUUAAAGACACCCUUGGUCUACCUGUAGCUGGGCAGACAUCAGAAUUUGUGAAUCAAGUUUUAGAGAAGACUGCAGAAGGAGACCCCACCGGUGGCCUUGUAGGGCUACGAAUACCAGUGUCAAAAGUUUAA